Molecule: messenger RNA, 4773 nt
Organism: Dichotomopilus funicola
Lineage: Eukaryota; Fungi; Ascomycota; Sordariomycetes; Sordariales; Chaetomiaceae
Product: EPSP synthase-domain-containing protein
Exons: 2
Coding region: 1-4773 (1590 amino acids)
Biological process (GO): aromatic amino acid biosynthetic process; chorismate biosynthetic process
Cellular component (GO): cytoplasm
Molecular function (GO): shikimate kinase activity; shikimate 3-dehydrogenase (NADP+) activity; 3-dehydroquinate synthase activity
Source: RefSeq, a predicted model, not a curated record
AUGGCGUCUUCUAGCGACGCGGGCCCCACGCGCAUCGCUAUUUUGGGCAACGAAGACAUUGUCGUCGACCACGGCAUCUGGCUCAAUUUUGUGACUCACGACCUGCUACAGAACAUUCCGUCGUCUACCUAUGUCCUAAUCACCGACACCAACCUGUUCCAAACCUACGUGCCGCCGUUCCAGGCCGUCUUCGACCAGCAUGCACCCAAAGAUGCCCGUCUACUCACGUACGCCAUCCCCCCCGGCGAGUUCUCCAAGGGCCGCGCCACCAAAGCCGAGAUCGAGGAUUGGAUGCUGUCGCAUGCAUGCACCCGUGACACCGUUGUCAUCGCCCUUGGCGGCGGCGUUAUUGGCGACAUGAUCGGCUACGUGGCGGCCACCUUCAUGCGCGGCGUGCGCUUCGUCCAGGUCCCAACAACUCUGCUCGCCAUGGUCGACUCCUCCAUUGGCGGCAAAACAGCUAUCGACGUGCCCAUGGGCAAGAACCUGAUCGGUGCCUUCUGGCAGCCCAAGCGCAUCUACAUCGAUCUCGCUUUCCUCGAGACCCUACCCGUGCGCGAGUUCAUCAAUGGCAUGGCCGAGGUCAUCAAGACCGCCGCUAUCUGGAAUGAGGCCGAGUUCACGGCCCUGGAAGAAAAUGCCCCUGCCAUCCUCGAGGCUAUCCGAACCAAGGGCACAAGCCCUUCUGCCCGCCUCGCCCCGAUCCGUCACAUCCUCAAGCGUAUCGUGAUCGGCUCGGCUGGCGUCAAGGCCGAGGUCGUCUCGGCUGACGAACGAGAAGGCGGCCUGCGCAACCUCCUCAACUUCGGCCAUUCCAUCGGCCACGCAUACGAAGCCAUCCUUGCGCCCCAAGUGCUCCAUGGAGAGUGUGUUGCCAUUGGCAUGGUCAAGGAGGCCGAACUGGCUCGCUUCCUCGGUGUCUUGCGCCCUGGCGCCGUGGCUCGCUUGACCAAGUGCAUCGCAAGCUACGACCUCCCCACCUCGGUACACGACAAGCGCGUCGCUAAGCUGUCCGCCAACAAGGAGUGCCCGAUCGACGUGCUGUUGCAAAAGAUGGCGGUAGAUAAGAAAAACGAGGGCCGUAAAAAGAAGAUUGUCUUGCUCUCUGCCAUUGGCAAGACCUACGAGCCCAAGGCGACCGUAGUGGAGGACCGUGCCAUCCGCGUUGUCCUAUCGCCCUCUAUCCGCGUCACCCCCGGUGUUCCAAGCGACCUCGCCGUGAGCGUGACACCGCCAGGCUCCAAGAGUAUCUCCAACCGCGCACUGAUCCUGGCUGCCCUCGGUGAAGGCACCACUCGCAUCCAUGGCCUGCUGCACUCGGACGAUACCCAGUACAUGCUCACGGCUAUUGCCCAGCUCCAGGGCGCCACCUACUCCUGGGAGGAUGCCGGGGAGGUCCUCGUCGUCACAGGCAAGGGCGGUAAGCUGCAAGCCAGCGGCGAGCCUCUAUACCUGGGCAAUGCGGGCACGGCUUCGCGUUUCCUCACAUCCGUCGUGGCGCUUUGCUCGCCGACGACAGUUUCUUCGACUGUUCUGACGGGCAAUGCGCGGAUGAAGGUACGCCCCAUUGGUCCGCUUGUUGAUGCCCUUCGCGCCAACGGCGUGGACGUCAAAUACCUCGAGAAGGAGAAGAGCCUGCCCGUUCAGGUGGACGCCAACGCCGGCUUUGCGGGUGGGGUGAUCGAGCUGGCCGCCACAGUUUCGUCGCAGUACGUCUCGUCCAUUCUAAUGGCCGCUCCCUACGCCCACAAACCCGUCACUCUCCGACUCGUCGGCGGCAAGCCCAUUUCGCAGCCGUACAUCGACAUGACCAUCGCCAUGAUGGCUACGUUCGGCAUCAAGGCCGAGAGGUCCACCGAGGACCCCAAUACCUACCACAUCCCUCAGGGCGUCUACCAGAACCCAGCCGAGUACGUCAUUGAGAGCGACGCCAGCUCGGCGACCUACCCAUUGGCUGUCGCGGCCAUCACCGGUACCACCUGCACCAUCCCCAACAUUGGCUCCGCGUCUCUCCAGGGCGAUGCCCGUUUCGCCAUCGAAGUGCUGCGGCCCAUGGGCUGCACGGUCGAGCAGACCGCCACCUCGACCACCGUCACCGGCCCGCCCAUCGGAACGCUCCAGGCCAUCAAACAUGUCGACAUGGAACCCAUGACGGACGCUUUCCUGACCGCGUCAGUCCUGGCCGCUGUGGCCUCCGGGACGACUCAGAUCACAGGCAUUGCCAACCAACGGGUCAAGGAGUGUAACCGCAUCGCGGCGAUGAGGAUACAGCUGGCCAAGUUUGGCGUGCACUGCAACGAGCUCGACGACGGCAUUGAGGUGACUGGAAAGCCGUACAAGGAGCUGAAGGACUUCCCCGAGGGCGUCUACUGCUACGACGACCACCGCGUAGCCAUGAGCUUCAGCGUCUUGUCUACCGUCGCACCACAUCCGGUGCUCGUCCAAGAACGGGAAUGCACUGGCAAGACCUGGCCCGGGUGGUGGGAUAUCCUGUCGCAGUCGUUCAAGGUGCAGCUCGCGGGUGAGGAGGACCCAAUUAGCGACGCCCCGACCGAGUCGCCGUCCCGCGCGGGCACUGACCGAUCCAUUUUCGUGAUCGGGAUGCGCGGGGCUGGUAAGUCUACGGCUGGCCGGUGGAUGUCGGAGAUUUUGCAACGGCCCCUGAUCGACCUGGACGUGGAGUUGGAGAGGCGAGAGAACACAACCAUCCCGGAGAUCAUCCGCAGCGAGCGCGGCUGGGAAGGUUUCCGCAAGGCAGAGCUUGACCUCCUCCAGGACGUCAUCCAGAACCAGCCCAAGGGCCACAUCUUCUCUUGCGGUGGCGGGAUCGUAGAGAGCGAAGAGGCUCGCAAGUUGCUCAUCUCGUACCACAAGAACGGCGGCCCUGUUAUCCUGGUGCACCGCGAUACCGAUCAGGUUGUCGAGUACCUCAUGCGGGAUAAGACCCGCCCGGCUUACUCAGAAAACAUUCGGGAGGUGUACCUCCGCCGCAAGCCUUGGUUCGAGGAGUGCAGCAACUUCCAAUACUACAGCCCCCACCUGGACGGCUCCGAGGUGCUGCGAGAGCCCCCAGCUGAUUUCACCCGAUUUCUGUCUGUCAUCUGCGGCCGUUCAACCCAGCUGGAUGACAUCCACAAGAAGAAGCACUCGUUCUUCGUCUCGUUGACUGUUCCGGACGUGUCCGCCGCGCUGGAUAUUAUCCCCAAAGCAGUCGUUGGGUCCGACGCCGUUGAACUGCGCGUGGAUCUGCUAGAGAACUUCGACGCGGAGUUUGUGGCCCAUCAAGUCGCUCUUCUACGAUCGGCCGCCAAGGUCCCUAUUGUCUUCACGGUCCGGACGGUUAGCCAGGGGGGUAAGUUCCCUGAUGACAAGCCGCAGCAGGCUCACGAGCUUUACAACGUUGGCUUGCGCACCGGCGUGGAGUAUCUCGACCUGGAGAUGACGAUGCCGGACGACAUCAUCGAGGCGGUGACCGCAUCUAAGGGCCACACCUACAUCAUCGCGUCGCACCAUGACCCGCAGGGCAAGCUGUCGUGGAAGAACGGGUCUUGGGUUCCCUUCUACAACAAGGCGCUGCGCUACGGAGACAUCAUCAAGCUUGUCGGCGUGGCGAGUGAGGUCAGCGACAACUUUGCGCUUACGAACUUCAAGACGCAGAUGCUCGCCGCCCACAAGACACCGAUUAUCGCGCUGAACAUGGGCCCCGCGGGCAAGCUGAGCCGGGUGCUCAACGGCUUCAUGACGCCCGUCUCCCACCCGGAGCUACCGAUCAAGGCCGCCCCGGGGCAGCUUUCGGCCACCGAGAUCCGCCAGGGGCUGGCCCUGAUCGGUGAGCUAGAGCCCCGGUCGUUCUACCUCUUCGGCAAGCCCAUCAGCUCGUCGCGCUCGCCGGCGCUGCACAACGCGCUGUUUAGCGCGACUGGCUUGCCGCACGAGUACUCGAACUUCGAGACCGACAACGUCGCAGACGUGCAGGACCUCAUCCGGGCCCCACACUUUGGCGGCGCCUCGGUCACCAUCCCGCUCAAACUUGACAUUGUGCCGCUCCUGGACGAGGUCUCGGCCGCAGCGCAGGCUAUCGGUGCUGUUAAUACCAUCAUCCCCGUCCCUUCUCCGUCAAGCGGGCCGGCUCGCCUCAUCGGUGACAACACCGACUGGAAGGGCAUGGUAUUUGCCCUGCGCUCGGCCGGGCUUGUUGCCCAGCAGCGCUCCUCCUCCUCCUCGUCGGGCACCGGCCCCAACUCCAGCUCCGCCAUGGUCAUCGGCUCGGGCGGUACCACGCGUGCCGCCAUCUACGCGCUCCACUCGCUAGGUUAUGCACCCGUGUAUGUCGUCGCGCGGACGCCGGACCGCGUGGCCGAGCUGUCGGCUGGGUUCCCCGCGGACUACCAGAUCCAGUAUCUAGCCUCGCCUGAGGAAACGGCCGCGAUUGCGGCCCGGGGUGGGUUGCCGGGUGUCGUUGUGAGCACCAUCCCCGCGGAUAAGCCGAUCGAUCCGGUGAUGCGGGAGGUGCUUGUUGCGGCGUUGCAGGGAGCGGGGGCCGGGAAUGGUGGGGAGGAGCAGGAGACGAAUACGAAGAAGGUGUUGUUGGAGAUGGCGUAUUCGCCGCGGCAUACGCCUCUCAUGCAACUGGCGGAGGACGCUGGGUGGGCGACGAUCCCCGGGUUGGAGGUGCUUGCUGCACAGGGGUGGUAUCAGUUCCAAACCUGGACCGGGAUCACGCCGCUGUAUGGAGAUGCGCAGACGGCGGUUAUGGGGAAGGAGUCCUCGUGA